AUGUACGUGAGCUACCUAUUGGAUAAGGAGGUGCCCAUGUACUCCAGCUCCGUGCGCCACUCGGGGGGGCUCAAUCUGGCGGCGCAGAACUUUGUCAGCGCCCCGCAAUACCCGGACUACGGAGGAUACCAUGUGGCCGCGGCCGGGGUGAACCUGGACAGCGCCCAGUCCCCGGGCCCCUCGUGGCCCUCUCCCUACGGCGCUCCGCUGCGGGAUGACUGGAACGGCUACGGGCAGGGGGGCCCGGCCACUGCGGCGGCCAGCGCGGUGCACGGGCUGAACGGCGGCUCCCCCGCCGCGGCCCUGGCUUACAGCCCGGCUGACUAUCACCACCACCACCACCACCACCCGGGCCCGGCGCCCCACGCCGCCUCCGGGGUCAUGCAGCAGCUCAACCCGGGCGCCCCGGCCGCAGAACAGCUCUCCCCUGGCGGCCAGCGGCGGAAUCUGUGCGAGUGGAUGAGGAAGCCGACACAGCCCGCCCUGGGCGGCCAGGUUAAAACCAGGACAAAAGAUAAGUACCGCGUGGUGUACACGGACCACCAGCGGCUGGAACUGGAGAAGGAGUUUCAUUACAGCCGGUAUAUAACAAUCAGGAGGAAAGCAGAACUGGCCGCUACGCUGGGAUUGUCAGAGAGACAGGUGAAAAUCUGGUUCCAGAACAGGCGAGCGAAAGAAAGAAAGAUCAACAAGAAGAAAUUGCAGCAAUCUCAGCCCGGCGCGGUGCACAGCGGCUCGCAAGCGCUGAGCCCGGUCUCCUCCCUCCAGGGAUCAACGGGUCCUGGCCCAGCUGGGGGCGUCCUGGGAGCUGCUGGGGUCUUAGCGCCAUCAGUGACCCAGUGACCGCAGCCAGAGACUGAGUCGGGGGCGGGGGGGCUUCUGCCCUCCUUGGUGAACAGGAGCCCGACAUUCACAGAACCCAGCGUGGAAAAGGUCACUGGUCACCCAAUGAAACGGACAGAGCCCAGGCUUUUCCCCUCUGUGCACUACAAUGGCCGCACUGACCUUCCUCAACCACACUCCAGCCGUUUGCUUUUUGUACAAAGUGUACAGUGUGUCUGUUUCCGUGGGCGGGGAUAUUCAUGAUCUCGUGUGUUUUUACACUGGCGUUUGCAAUGCAGUAAAUCCCACUGUAGCCGAGAGCUGAACCGCAAUAGUCUGUAAGUUCUCCCGCUGGGAAUCUCGGGGAUCGGUGCGCAUGUUUUCAUUACACAGGCUGGGCUAGCCAUGAAUUUUAAUAGCCAAAUGUAAAGCACAUUUGUCUGUCCCAACCAUAAACCUUCAAAAUGACCAUCUCGCCUUACAGGGCGGGGAAGGUAAGAUAAGACACCGCUUAAAUGUUCCGAAAGGAAUUGCUUCACGUUAGCCACCUGUAAAGGAGCUCAUAAAUCUGGUGCUGGUUUAUUAGUUUUCUGCACUGCCUGAGCUCUCCAGCCGAAACUGCAACUAGCUACACGUGUAAGCGCGAGGAUCGCUGCCUGUGUGAUACUAUUGCCAAGGGGGCUGGGAUGAGAGAGUUGAGAAAUGAACCCAGAGUAAUGUUCUGUUGGUUAAAUUAUGCCAUUCUCUUCUCCCUAACCGAACAACUUCAUACACACAGGGGCCUUCCUGCUUUCCCAGGCUUUAUCCAAGCUUCAUUAUAGGGCCGAUAAUGAAGAGAAAGCCCCCAGGGGAGCCCCUGGGCCCUAGGAAGGUUCUUCAACAAGCUGCCUGGAACACAGACAUUUGGGGGUUGGCACGUUUCAAUCUUUGUAUUAAAUG
Molecule: messenger RNA, 1761 nt
Organism: Mauremys mutica (yellowpond turtle)
Lineage: Eukaryota; Metazoa; Chordata; Testudines; Geoemydidae
Gene: CDX2
Product: caudal type homeobox 2
Exons: 3
Coding region: 1-843 (280 amino acids)
Biological process (GO): animal organ morphogenesis; regulation of transcription by RNA polymerase II; cell differentiation
Cellular component (GO): nucleus
Molecular function (GO): RNA polymerase II transcription regulatory region sequence-specific DNA binding; DNA-binding transcription factor activity, RNA polymerase II-specific
Source: RefSeq, a predicted model, not a curated record